AGUCUCCUUCUGGGAGGGCCUGCGCUUUGCAUAGGCGAGGAUCAACAGCUACAAGGGGCAACAGGGCGUGCAGUCGCGGUCCGUUUCUUCGUUGUCUGGGCGGUCACCCUCUCACCUCCUCACCUUUUUGGCUUUGUCUGUCUCCUGUUCCGGUGCGCCGACGACGACGAUUCGUCUCUGGUGGACGGUGAAGUCGGGACGCACUCUCGAUUGAGUCAGGAGACGUGGUUCUGUCUGCUGCUGGCUGGUCCAACUCGGUGUUUGCGGAAUACAAUACACCGCCGUUACUUGAUCUUUACAAACCUUUGGCCGUUUGGAGCGUGGCUUCAACGGCUGCGUACGACCACCGCAAGGGAAGCGCUGCGACGCUCGAGUCGACGACACACACACAAACACACACACGUCACACGUCGCCAUGGCAUCGUCAACGCCCUCGGCCUCGCUCUCAUCGCUCCCGCCGACCCCAUCGACCCCCAGCGGCAAGGCCGUCGUCACCCCCGGCAGCUCCAGCACAGGGCCGGACCCGAUCCUGCGCAAUGCCCUGCGGUACACCAUCUCGCCGCGCGAGUACGCCGCCCUGCACAAGUACAUCCUGUCCAAGUCGCGUGCGCUGCGGCGUGCGGCGCCCACCCCGAGCAGCGUGGACAAGGCGCUGCAGCCGCGCAAGGGCCGCGACGAUUACAAUGCCAAGGCGGUGCGGCAUGCGCUGCGCGUGUUCACGGCGACGUGGAUUGGGAUGAAAGCGUGGGACGCCAUCAUGCGGAGGCUGGGGAACAAGGAGUCAAGCGGAAGUGGCAAGAAGAAGCCCUUUUACAAGUCUCCCGCCCUCCGGCUCUCCCUCUCCCUCUCAACCAUCCUGUUCCUCUACCGCGUGCUCUUCCGCUUCCUCACCCGGCUGCGCGCCCAUCUCCUGGACCCCCAGGCCGAGCCCUUCCGGCUGCGCAACCCGCGGACGACGGCGACGCUGACGUCGCCCUUUGCGCCGGCCAUUGGCGCCUCGCUGGCCGGCCUCGCCCUGGGUAUCUACCCGUCAAAGCAGAUGCGCGUCAGCAUCGCCAUCUACGCCCUGUUCCGGGCCCUCGAGUUUGGCUGGAACGUGUGCGAAAAGGACGGGCUGAUCUGGGGCGUCAGGAACGGCAAGAACCGCGAGCGGCCGUGGUGGUUUGGGAGCUGGAUGCUACAGCCUUUUGCGUUUGGGCAGUUGUUCCAUGCGGCUGUCUUUGAUCCCGACUGCUUCCCGUCUUCGUUUGGGGAUCUCAUCUUCAAAAACUCGUCCACCUACCUGCCUCCGCGGCCAGAAAACUAUCCCACAAAUCUCAAGUGGCCUUCGCCAUCUCAGAUCCUGGAAAAUAUCGCAGAGAUGGCUCGACUCAACUGGCCACCAUUCAUAUCUCCCAUCCUGUUCCCUAACAAGGAAGUCCUCCCACCCACGCUCACCGGCAUCUCGCCCCUGAGCUCACAGGCUCACCCCCUGAUCACGUCCCUCUCCUGCGCAACCCUCCACCCAUCCGACCCGUCCUGCCUGCGAACCUACCUCACCUUCUGGCUCGACUCCUUCCCGAGCAUGACGCGCUUCUUCCUCAUCCUCUACUCGGCGCUGACCAUUGUCCCCCGGUUCCGCAACCUGUACAACUUCCCGUUCGCCACGAUCCAGCGCAUCAUCUCGCAGGCGCUGCGCCUGUCGACGUUCGCCACGGGCGCCCUCUCCACGGCGUGGGCGUCGCUGUGCUUCUUCCAGCAGUACCUCCCGCGGCAUGUGCUGGCCGCGCAGCGCGUCUUCCUGGGCGGCUUCCUGGCGGGCAUGUGGGCGUGGGUGGAGCGGCGGCACGGGCGCAGCGUGUUUCUGUACACGGCGCGGGCGAGCGUGGACAGCCUGUGGAAGGUGGGCGUCAAGAGGCGCUGGUGGAAGGCCAUGAGGGGAGGCGACGUGUGGGUGUUUGUGCUGGCGCUCAUGGUGACGGGCGUGGUGUAUGAACGGGAUGCAAAGGCCAUUCGGGAGGGGCAGUGGCGCAAGGGGGUGAGCUGGUUGAGGGGCGAAGGGUGGAAGGAUUGGGCGGUGGAGGACGAUGGGGAGGAUGAGGAUGGGGAGGGCAAGGACAAGGAUGAGUAGGGGAGAGGCUGCCUGCUAAUGUUGAUGUUGUGGUUUGUAUGAUGUCUGGGCGUUGUUGAUAUCCGGCGUUUGUAUAUUUGUGUCGACUGUGUGUGUUUUGUUACUUCAUAGGGGUCUCUGGGCGGGUGAUGUCGUGUUUCUGAACGGUGCCUCGUGUAAAAAAAGCAAGAGGCGCGGCGUUAUUACGCUGAAUCAAGGUGUUGUGUGUCUAGGUAGUCUUGAG
This is a messenger RNA of Trichoderma reesei QM6a, 2333 nucleotides long. RefSeq lists its product as uncharacterized. NCBI's taxonomy places the organism in Eukaryota, Fungi, Ascomycota, Sordariomycetes, Hypocreales, Hypocreaceae. The transcript has 4 exons. The record is from RefSeq and is a predicted model, not a curated record. Bases 416 to 2110 code for a protein of 564 amino acids.